UUGAGCGAUAAACAGCAAAACAAAACAAAAAGUGAAAUCCAUUUAAUUAAAAGAAUACCCGGCAAAAUAAGCUCACGAUUAUUCGUUGAGCUCAGGAAGCACUGGUAAUUAGCAUAAAAGGCAGAAGGCAGAUAAAACAUUACACCACCGCGAUUCGCGGCUGUUCAUGGUAGAUCAUUUGUUGAUACACGUGCAAUCAGCUGAUUUUGAAUUGUUGAUAAUGGGUGUAUCAAAAAAAGGCCGGAAAUCGGCCAAAGAAUCUUUGAAAUCCUUACAAAAAGAUAAAGAAAAUAUAGCGUCGAAAACGCCUGUCGUCAAUGUAAGUAAGGCCAAUAAUGAUGUUAAUCCCUCUGAAAGAAAAAAUUCAAGGAAUUCAGGCAAGAAAACUCCUGAAAAUGUUCCCAAAACAGCCAAAAAGAGACGUUCCGCUAAGGAUACAGAUACCACAGCCUCUAAAAGACCAUGUAUAGAAGCUAAUUUUAACAAUAACGAGGAAAUGCAAUUCGCUAAAAAUUUAGUUGGUAAGCAAGGAACACCCGCAUUUAAUGAAUUCCUAAAUUUAUUAAUAGAGGAAAAAUGUCUGAAAGUUCUGAAAGAAAAAGGAAUAAAGACAGCAAGUAUGUCUAGUAUUUUGGAUAAAUCAUAUAAUAAUGCCAGCAAAGCCUUCAAAGAUCUGUAUAACCUGUGGCUUGAUAAACAUGGAAAUAGAACACAAUAUUUAACCACUUUGGAAAAGCAUGGCAUAAAUUUAUCAAAUAUGUCAAGCAUCUUAAGUGGAUCAGGAUCAAAUUCUGCAAAAUCGUUCAAAGAUUUAUUUGAUCUGUGGUUUGACGAGCAAGGAAAUAAAACACAAUAUUUAAAAGCUCUAGAAGAAGAAGGAAUUAAUUUACCGAAUAUGUCUGGUAUCCUAAGUAAAGCAGGAUCAAAUUCUGCAAAAGCUUACAAGGACUUGUUUGACCUGUGGUUUGACGAACACGGAAAUAAAACGCAAUAUUUAACUACUCUGGAAAAAGAAGGAAUAAAUCUGCCUAAUAUGUCCAGUAUUUUGAAUGGUGCGGGUUUAAAUGCUGUUAAAGCUUUUAAAGACUUGUAUGAUCUAUGGUUUGACCAUCAAGGAAAAAAAACACGAUACUUAAAUACUUUAGAAAAGGAAGGGAUAAAUCUAUCUAAUGUAUCCGGUAUUUUAAGCAAAGCAAAGGCAAAUGCUGCGAAAUCAUUUAAAGACUUGUAUGACAUCUGGUUCGAUGAGCAAGGCAAUAAAACGAAAUAUUUAAAGACUCUGGAAAAGCAAGGGAUAAAUUUAAGAAAUGUAUCUAGUAUUUUGGGUGGAGCAGGAUCAAAAGCAGCGAAGGCUUUUAAAGACUUGUAUGACCUGUGGUUCAAUGAAAAUGGCCGUAAAACUCGACAUUUAAGAUCUCUUGAAGAAAACGGAAUUAGUUUACCAAAUAUAUCCAGUAUACUACACAGGGCAGGAUCAAAUGCGGCAAAGGCCUUUACAGAUUUAUAUGACCUGUGGUUCGAUGAACAAGGUAACAAAUCCCACUGUUUGAAAACCUUAGAAAUAGAAGGGAUAAGUCUUACAAGCAUAUCCGAUAUUCUACAUGGAGCAGGUUCUAAUGCGGCAAAAUCUUUCAAAGAGUUGUAUGAAUUGUUGUUCGACGAUCAAGCGAACAGAACACAGUUUUUGAAAACAUUAGAAAAGGAGGAAAUAAAUCUGGCCAAUAUAUCUAGUAUUUUAAGUGGAUCUGGCUCUAAUGCUGCGAAAGCCUUUAAAGACUUAUUUAACUUGUGGUUUGACGAAGAUGGAAAGAAGGCUAAAUAUUUAAAAUGUUUGGGAACUGAAGGAAUAACCCUAUCAAACAUGUCCAGUAUAUUAAGUAAAUCAGGGUCUAAUGCUCCCAAAGCUUUCAAAAACUUGUAUAGCAUUUGGUUUGAUGAAAAUGGAAAGAAAACCCGACAACUAAAAGCUCUAGAAAAUGAAGGAGUUAACAUUGAAAACGUUUCAAGUAUCUUACAUGGUGGGGGGUUGAAUGCUCCUAAAGCCUUUAAAGAGUUAUGUGAUCUUUGGUUUGACGACGACGGAAAGAAGACACAAUACCUAAAAACCCUCGAAAAAGAAGGAGUAAAUCUUACUAAUAUGUCCAGCAUUUUAAGUGGAUCAGGAAUUAACGCUCCAAAGUCAUUUAAGGAUUUAUACAAUGCUUUUUUCGAUGAAAAAGGAAAGAAAACCCGACAUUUAAAGCAUUUAAUAAAGAGAAAGGAAGAGGAGAAUUUUACUAUGCAUAAUAUAUCCGGUAUUUUGAGUGGAUCGGGAGCUAAAGCCGUAGAUGCUUUUAAGGAAUUCCACAACGCCUGCUUUAAUGAGGAUGGAAAAAGAACCAAACUAUUAGAUGAUUUCUAUAAUAUAGGCUUUAAGCCAAGUAACCUAUCCUCCAUUUUAUGUAGAGGAGGAAUUCGUGCUUCUUUCAUUUUAAAAACCUUCUAUAGUGUUUGUUUUAAUGAAGAAGGAGAAAAGUCAAAACUUUUACAUGAUUUCUAUGAUAUAGGUUUUAAGCCAGUGGAUUUAUGUAGUUUAUUGAGUGGAACAGCAGGUGGCUUAGAAAGACUGCACGAAUUUUGCUUUUUGGGAAAGUCAAAGAAGUAUCUUAGUCAUUUCUUACAUGAUAUAGAAGGCUUUUCGCUGAGUAAUUUGUGUAACAUAUUACACGGAGCAGAAGAUAACGCUUGUUCGGCUUUAAAAGAUUUUCAUGAUAUUUGUUAUGACAGCAGAGGUAAAAGAACCAUAUUUUUAGAUAAUUUUUAUAAUGCUAAUUUUAGUUCAAGUGAUUUGGCUGGUAUAUUGUCCAUGACUGGAAAUAAUGCAUCUUCUAUUUUAAGAAAUUUUCAUCAAUCUUGCUUUAAUAGUGAAAAUUAUUUAAAACACUUCCUAGCUAAAAAAAAAGUUUUCAAGCCAAAAGAUUUAUGUAAAAUAUUAUAUGGUGCAGGUACUUAUGUUUGUACUACCUUUGAAAAAUUGCAUCGUCUAUGUUUUGAUGAAGCAGGAUCCAAAACAAGUUAUUUAAAAAAUCUUAUGAAAAAUUACCCAUCGAAUGAGAUAAUUUAUAUACUAUACCAAAAACUAAGAAAAUCUUCUUCUACUUUAAUAGAUUAAACAUAGUUUCCAAAUUUUUUAGUGGAAUAUAAAAUAGGAGAAUGUUUAUAUCAUUACCCUUUUUUAUUACAUUAAUAAUAGAACAGUUUAAGAAUUAUUCAUUUAAAUCAAAAUAGCUCAAGAUAAGUAUA
Drosophila rhopaloa is the source of this 3282-nucleotide messenger RNA. RefSeq lists its product as uncharacterized. The coding region runs from base 167 to 3151 and encodes 994 amino acids. The record is from RefSeq and is a predicted model, not a curated record. Lineage: Eukaryota; Metazoa; Arthropoda; Insecta; Diptera; Drosophilidae. The transcript has 2 exons.